Molecule: messenger RNA, 5576 nt
Organism: Gadus chalcogrammus (walleye pollock)
Lineage: Eukaryota; Metazoa; Chordata; Actinopteri; Gadiformes; Gadidae
Product: dystrophin-like
Exons: 36
Coding region: 1-5526 (1841 amino acids)
Biological process (GO): synaptic signaling
Cellular component (GO): plasma membrane
Molecular function (GO): protein binding
Source: RefSeq, a predicted model, not a curated record
AUGGGAUUCAAGCGGGCCCAGGAAGAGGUUCACUCCAAGGCGCUGAAGGUCAAGCUGCUGACGGACAGCGUCAACAGCUUCAUCGCCAAGGCGCCGCCUACGGCCCACGAUGCAUUGCGGUCAGAGCUGGACCUGCUCACGGCCAACUACCAGAGACUCUGUAGCCGCCUGGACGGGAAGUGUAAAACACUGGAGGAGGUUUGGGCUUGCUGGUGCGAGCUGCUCUCCUACCUGCAGCAGGAGAACGACUUCCUGGACCAGCUGGAACAGAAGCUGGAGGAGACGGAGAACCUCCAGGGAGGCAGCAGCGAGGAGCUGCAGGAGGCCCUUGACGGUCUGGAGGCCCUCCUGCAGCACCCGGAGGACAACAGGAACCAGAUCCGGGAGCUGUCCCAGACCCUGAUCGACGGAGGCGUUCUCGACGAGCUGAUCCAGCAGAAACUGGACGCCUUCAACACGCGCUGGGACGAGCUCAUGGCCCGCGCCGUGCAGCGGCAGAAGGAGCUGGACGAGGGCGCGCGGCGGGCCCAGGAGUACGAGCGGGGGCUGCGCUCCAUCCAGGAGGCGCUGGCCAGCGUGGACCGCCACCUCUCCUCCUACCUGGACGACCAGGUGGACGCCCAGCAGAUACCCCAGGAGGCCCAGAAAAUCCAGACAGAGCUGAGUGGCCACGAGGAGGCCCUGGAGGAGAUAAAGAAGAAGAACGAGGAGAAGGACCCCUCCCAUAGGAUCAUGGGACAGAUCGACCUCACCCAGAAGAUGCUGGGGGAUGUGUGGACCAAGUUCCGUCUGUUCCAGAAGCCGGCGAACUUCGACACGCGCCUGGCCGACUGCGAGCGCACGCUGGCCGGGGUCAAGGGUCAGCUGGGCGUGCUCGACGUGCGCAGCGUGGAGCUGGACGUGGUGCAGUCGCAGCUGGAGCAAUGCAUGAAGCUGUACAAGGUGCUGAGUGAGGUGAAGGGGGAGGUGGAGACGGUGAUCAAGACGGGCCGGCAGGUGGUGCAGCGGCAGCAGACGGAGCAGCCCAAGGAGCUGGACGACCGGCUCACCGCCCUGAAGCUGCUCUACAACCAGCUGGGGGCGCAGGUGACGGAGAGCAAGCUGGAGCUGGAGAAGAGCCUGAAGCUGUCCAAGAAGCUCCGCAAGGAGCUCAACUCCCUGACGGAGUGGCUGGCCGCCACCGACGCCCAGCUCACGCGCCGGUCCGCCGUGGAGGGCAUGCCCAGCGACCUGGAGGCCGAGGUGGACUGGGCCCAGUCGGUGGCGGAGGAGACGUCCCGUCGGGAGCCCCAGCUGCAGGCGGUGGGGGGGCUGGCGGAGGCCCUGAAGGCGGUGCUGCGGGGCCACGGGGGGCUGGUGGACGACAAGGUCAGCCUGCUGCGCUGCAACUGGAUCGCCGUCACCUCGCGGGCCGAGGAGUGGCUCAACCUGCUGCUGGACUACCAGCGGCAGAUGCAGAAGUUGGAUGGAGCGAUAGAGGAAGUGAACAAAUGGAUAGAGGGAGCAGAGGGAAAGAUGGACCAGAUGGACAGCCUGGGCCCCAACGACGGCACGCUCAAGACGCUGCGGGCCGAGCUGGAGGCGACGGGCUCCAGGGUGGAGGAGCUCCGGGCUCUGGCCCAGGACCUCACCUCCACCCGGGGGGAGGCCUUCCACCGCCAGGUGGGCCAGCGGCUGGAGCUCCUCCGGCGGCGCUACGACGCCAUCGCCCGACGCAUCGGGGAGGCACAGACAGAGGCGUCGCCCAAGGAGCUGGAGCACUACCACAGCGAGGCUCAGAUCUGGUUGGACCUCCUGGAGGAGGAGGCGCAGCAGGGGGAGAACCUGAAGGAGGAGGAUUUCCAGGAGGACAAGGACUUUGAGGAAGGUGCAGUGAAGGAGUUAUUGUUGAAAGGAGAAAGUUUGCAGAAGAGAGUUCCAGACGAGGACAAGAGAGAGCUGAUCAGACACAAGCAAGACCAGCUCAACAGCAAGUACAACACAGUGAAGGACCUGCGUGUGAUGAGGAACAGGAAGGCACUGGCCAUCGCCCCCCAGUGGUACCAGUACAGGAGGAAGUCACAUGACCUGCUGGCCUGGCUGGACGACAUCCAGCGCAGCGUGGACCAGCUGCCGGACCCCCCGGAGGAGCAGAGGGUCAAGGAAAUUGGCUCAGAGUUCGACCAGAAGAAGGAGGAGCUUAAGGAGGUGCAGGGCUUAGCCAAUCAGCUCUCAGAGGCAGGAGCUGCCAAUCUGGUGGAGCCCCGCCUACUUCAGCUGAACACCCGCUGGGUGGAGGUUGAGGGAAAGUUCUUACCCUUCAAAAGACAUUGUGAGUACAUGACUGAGCUACAGGUGUUGCUGCGCUCGGUGUCGGAGGCAGACUUCAAGCUCAACUCCCCUGAAUACUGGCCCGCCGUGUUCUACAACCUGCCCCAGCAACACACCUGCAUCAAGGAGGCGAAGGCCAGCAUCGACCAGCUAGCGUCCCCGGUGGACGAGGCCCUGGGCAGGAGGGACGAGAUGGUGUCGGGGGCCCGCCCUCUGGAGGCCCAGAAGAUCCACGACACGGCCCUGCUCCUCAAGACCAACUGGGACAAACUCAACAAGCUGCACCAGGAUAGGCUGAGGCGAUGGGAGGAGUCCAACGCCAAGUGGCUUAAGUUCUCGGCGGAGCAGAAGGCGUUGGAGGCGUGGCUGGAGGAGGCGGAGAACACGCUGAACCUGGCCGAGGGCAGCCCCGACACACACCGCCAGCACCUGCGGGACCUGACGGAGGCGGUGCCGGCGAAGGAGGUGGCCCUGGGCCGGGUGACGUCGGCGGGGAAGGAGGUGGCUCAGCUCAGCACGCCGGACGACGCCGGCCGCCUGCUGCUGGCCCUCAAGAGCCUCCACACCCGCUGGGCCAGCGCCCUGGGACGACUGGAGCAGCACCGCAGACGGUCCUCAGAGGCCCGUAGUGCGGCGGCCACCCUGGAGGAGGACCUGGGCUCCAUGCAGGCCUGGCUGGACCAGGCCGACGGGGUGCUGGCCAUCCCCAUACACCCUGCCGAGCCCCAGCACAUCAGGGACACCCUGGUCAAGGUCCAGGCCCGCGUGGACGAGAUCCCCGGUAGGGCGUUGGCUGUGGAGGACCUGAACCAGAGGCUGAAGCAGAACCAGGUCCCCGCGGAGAAGCACACCGACAUCCGGGUCAUCAACUCCCGCUUCGCCCAGGUGUCCAGGGAUCUGCCUGAGUGGCAGCUGGAGAUGGAGGGCCUGCUGAGGGACCUGGAGCGGCUCCAGGGCCAGCUGGCGGACCUCUCUGCCUGGGCAGCACGCGCCCGCACCCGCCUGGAGAGCAGCCCGGAGGAGCUGGAGCCCAAGCUGGUGGAGGAGGUGCAGGCCAAGGAGCCAGAGGUGGAGUCAUUGUUGGACCGGGCCAAUCAGCUCUACAAGGACAACCCUCCCAGCCAAUCAGACAAGGAGAAGCAUGCCCAGCUAACUGAGGACUGGUCAGUGAUACUGGAGCUGAUGAGACAGCACAGAGAACGGAUGGCCCUACUGGCGGCCAGGAAAUCCCAACAAACCCUACUAGGAAGUGGCCAAGCGGAGUCGGCUGCGUUGGCCCAGUUCCACAAGUCCUGGGCCGAGCUCACUGAUUGGCUGAGCAUGCUGGACAACAUGGUGCAAAACAAGCGGGUGGUGGUGGCUGACCUGGAUGACAUCAACAGCAACAUCCAAGGGCUCAAGGCUUCCCUUCAGGAGAUGGAGCAGCGCCGCCCCCUGCUGGAGAAGCAGGUCACUGCAGCCCAGAACCUGAAGAACAAGACCAGCAACCAGGAGACCCGCAACGCCAUCACUGAUCGCAUCGAGCGUCUUCAGGCCCACUGGGAGGACUCCCAGACCAAGCUCUCUGAUAGGACGGCGCAGCUUCACAACAUGCUGAAGGACUCCACCGAUUGGCUGGAGUCCAGGAGGAAGGUGGAGCCUCUGAUCAAGGAGGCCAAUGAGAGGAUGGAUGCCAUGACGGAGAUCACGUACACGGUGGAGGCACUGAAGAAGCAGAACAACGAACUCAAGGGUCUGGCUAAGGACCUGUCGGCGUGGUGGGGGCAGGUGGAGCAGUGUAACUCGCAGGCAGACGGUCUGCUGAGGCAGUACUCCAACGACGACGCCCACCUGGUCCGACACCUGCACGACACCAUCAACGGCAGCUGGACCCACGUCAGCAAGAGGGUGUCUGAGCGCGAGGGGGCUCUGGAGGGAGCCCUGCGGCUGCUGCAGCAGUUCUACCUGGACCUGGAGAAGUUCCUCAACUGGCUGACGGAGGCCGAGACCACCUGCAACGUGUUGGUGGACGCCACCAGCCAGGAGCGGCUCCAGGAGCAGCCCCACGCCGCCAAGAACCUGCUGGCCCAGUGGAAGGACCUCCAGGAGGAGGUGGAGGGCCAGGCGGAGCUGUACCACUCCCUGGACGAGAACGGCCAGCGGGUGGUCUCGGCGCUGGGGGGCUCGGAGGAGGCGGGGCCGCUGCAGCGCCGCCUGGACAACAUGGGCCAGCGCUGGAACGACCUGCGCAGCAAGACCAUCAGCAUGAGGGCCCACCUGGACUCUGAGAUGGCCCCCUGGAAGCGUCUCCACAUGACCCUCCAGGAGCUCCUCAACUGGCUGAGGGUCAAAGGUCAACAGCUGGAAAAGGAGCCGCCUGUAGGGGGAGACGUCCCCGCUGUGCAGACCCAGCUCGACACACACAGGCUUUUCAGAAAGGAGCUGAGGGCCAAGGAACCGGUGAUCAGCAGAGCCCUAGGGGACACGAGGGUCUUCCUCUCUGAACUGCCUAGAGACACACCCUCCCCUGACCAUAGAGACAUCAGCCCCGAGGAGCGGGCGCAGAACGUGGGCCGUGUGCUCCGCAAGGAGGCGGAGGACCUGGGGGCGGGCUGGGAGCGGCUGGGCGGCGACGCGGCGGCCUGGCAGCGCCGCCUGGAGCUGGGCCUCCAGCGGCUCCAGGAGCUCCAGGAGGCCAGGGACCUGCUGGAGGGACAGCUCAGGCAGGCCGAGAUGGUGAAGGAGGCCUGGGAGCCCGUGGGGGACCUGGUGACGGACUCGCUGCCCGAGCACAUCGAGAGGGUGAAGGAGUUCCAGGAGGAGAUCGCCCCGAUCCAGGACGACGUCACGCACAUGAACGACCUGGCGUCCACCUUCGGCCCGGCCGACAUCCAGCUGUCGCCUAGCAACCUGGAGCGCAUCGAGGACCUCAACACACGUUGGAGGCUGCUGCAGGUUACCAUGGAUACCGGAGAUCGGAGGACCGGGGAGAGUGAGGUGGAUUCAAAGGUACCCGGUUUCUCUACCCCAGUCCGGCUCUCUCUCUCUCAUCAGAGUCCGGGCUCGCUCGCCCCAUCCCACGCGUGGCUCGUCAUAUGUGUUGCAUUGUCCCCUCUGAGUUCACGCGCAUUUGUCCAUUUCUUUCUUCGUUUUGCCCCUUUUUUUACUUUCUAUAGUAUAAAUCCAUUUUUCAUUGAUCCACCCAUCUAUUUCGCUUUUUCUUAUAGAAUAGAGUAGGACAGGGCGAUUAAUCGAAUUUUGAUCGUGAUUUAGAUUUUAGCGUCAAA